Chrysochloris asiatica (Cape golden mole) is the source of this 711-nucleotide messenger RNA. It is a transcript of the gene OIP5, whose product is annotated as Opa interacting protein 5. NCBI's taxonomy places the organism in Eukaryota, Metazoa, Chordata, Mammalia, Afrosoricida, Chrysochloridae. Bases 1 to 711 code for a protein of 236 amino acids. Gene Ontology annotation, biological process: CENP-A containing chromatin assembly; chromosome segregation. Gene Ontology annotation, cellular component: chromatin; nucleus; chromosome, centromeric region. The record is from RefSeq and is a predicted model, not a curated record. The transcript has 5 exons.
AUGGCGGCUUGUCCCCGGCGGCUUCGAUCGUUUUAUGCAAAGUUGCCGCGUGGUGAAUAUUAUGUUGGUGGCGCUCAGAAUGCUACUGGCGAAAAUUCUCUCACGACAUCUACAGAGUGGGAUACGGAAGUGGUGAAGGGUUCCUCAUCAUUCGGCUCCGCGGGUCAGGAUGCCGAGGAGCCUCAAGCUGCCUAUUUGCUGCCGUCGUGGCUGCAGCCAGAGAGAUGCGCCGUGUUCCACUGCGCACAAUGCCACGCAGUGCUCGCCGACUCGCUGCACCUGGCCUGGGAUCUAUCGCGGUCCCUCGGAGCUGUGGUCUUCUCUAGAGUCACGAAUAACGUUGAUUUAGAAGCGCCCUUAUUGGUUGGCAUUGAAGGUUCACUCAAAAGCAGCAUUUACAACCUUUUAUUCUGUAGUUCCUGUGGGAGUGCCAUUGGUUUCCAUCUGUAUUCCACACAUGCUACUUUUGCUGCCUUGAGAGGUCACUUUUGCCUUUCCAGUGACAAAAUGGUGUGCUACCUCUUAAAAACAAAAGCCAUAGUAAAUGCAUCUGAGGUGGAUAUUUACAACGUACCCCUAACAGAAAAGAUCGCAGAGCUGAAAGAGAAGAUAAUUUUAACACAUGCUCGCUUAAAUUCACUAAUGAAGAUUCUGAAGGAAGUGACUCCUGACCAGUCCAAGCCAGAAAAUGGAUCCAGAACCAAGCCUUGA